Molecule: messenger RNA, 2670 nt
Organism: Nasonia vitripennis (jewel wasp)
Lineage: Eukaryota; Metazoa; Arthropoda; Insecta; Hymenoptera; Pteromalidae
Gene: tos
Product: exonuclease 1
Exons: 11
Coding region: 272-2464 (730 amino acids)
Biological process (GO): mismatch repair; DNA recombination
Cellular component (GO): nucleus
Molecular function (GO): 5'-flap endonuclease activity; metal ion binding; 5'-3' DNA exonuclease activity
Source: RefSeq, a predicted model, not a curated record
GUCUGCAGAUCCGUGUAUGGGUACGAACCGCAGUCCUUUUGUCGUUGUGUGGAUCGGAGAGCCUUAUACCCCGAAUCUCGCUUUUUUGACUCGAAAAACCAAUGCUUCGAAGAUUUAAAUGAUUUUUGUAUCCUACUCAACGAGUUUCCUUAAUUUCUCAUCUUGUUUUAUUUGAUCCAUCCAACUUUAUGUCAUUUCUCCGAGAUUUUUGGAUUGAGGUUAUAAAGUACUGGUUGCUCUUCACUUUGGAGAAGAAAAACUCUCAAAGAAGAUGGGUAUUACAGGACUCAUUCCAUUUUUGGAGAAAUCCUCAAAGAAAACAAACAUUUCGGAAUUUGCUGGUAAAGCUGUGGCCAUAGACACUUACUGUUGGUUGCACAAAGGAGCGUUCUCCUGUGCUGAUAAAAUUGUCAUGGGUCAACAAACUGAUGCUUAUGUAAAGUACUGUAUGAAGUUUGUGAACAUGCUACUUGGCCACAAUAUAAAACCAAUACUUGUCUUUGAUGGAAGACAUCUUCCUGCUAAGGCAGAGACUGAAGUUAAGAGAAGAGAAUCUAGGGAAGCCAAUCGCAAGAGAGCAGCAGAACUAAUUAAGAUGGGCAAGAUAACUGAAGGAAAAAAUCUUCUGAGAAGGUCCCUGGAUGUUAGUCAUAAAAUGGCUCUGGAAGUCAUGAAAGAGUGUCAAGCCCACAAUGUUGACUGCAUUGUAGCACCUUACGAAGCAGAUGCUCAGCUAGCUUACCUGAAUAUUUCUGGAAUAGUAGAUGUUGUAAUUACAGAGGACAGUGAUCUCACACUUUUUGGCUGCAAAAAGAUUUUCUUCAAAAUGGAUAUGUAUGGAUAUGGAGUACUGGUAGAGCAGGAUCGUUUGCACCUGGCAAUGGGACUGAGGCUUCCAGAUUUUCAUAUGGAUAAAUUUCGACACAUGUGUAUUCUCUCUGGCUGUGACUAUCUGGCAUCUCUUCCUGGAAUAGGCUUGAACAAAGCUUGCAAAUUCAUCGUUAAAAACACAGAUGACAAUAUAUACAAUGCGCUCUUGAGGCUGGCCUCGUCUCUAAAUAUGAAAUCGUUGGUGGUAACGAAAGAGUAUAGGGACGGUUUUAUGCGGGCGCUUGCUACUUUCAAGCAUCAGCUAGUUUACUGUCCACUACAGCGCAAGCAAGUGCGCCUCAAUCCACUGACUCCAGACAUUACCGAGGAGCAGCUAACGCACGCCGGUUCCGAGGUGGACGAACAACUUGCUUGGCAGCUUGCGCUUGGCAAUUGUGAUCCUUUUAGCAAGGAAAUGCUCCACAACUUCGAUCCCGACAAACCUCGAUUGAGACGCACAAAUUCUUGGAGCGAAACAGCUAUAGCAAGACAUCAAAGCAUUUGGUCCCAGACAUUCAAAGUAAAGGAAGCUGAAGAAAAGAAGCCAAUCAUCACCCCAAAAAAAGAAAGACAAUUGGCCGUUAAAACACCAAGUACUCGGGGAAAGGUUGUGGUUUUAAAGACUGAUUAUUUAAAAAAGGAUGUAACGCCGAGAAAACGAACAUUUGAAGAAUCUGAAAUGGAAGUAGACGAAAUAAUACAGAUGUAUAAAGAUGAAGUAAAGUCACCAACUACAUCAGCACAAGCAGCCAGAACAAAAACGGAAUCAGAAGUUCCUUCAACCGAUGAUGAAAAGACUUCACCUAUUCUAGUGAAGAGAUCAAAUCCAUUUAAAAAAAUGAGCAAUUCAAAUGAGGUAUCCCCGAGUCUUUUGCAUAGAAUAAGAAGAAGACUGCCAAUCAAAAGUCGACUAAAGGCAACUGUGAUAGAUGACACGGCAGUAGUUCAAAGCCAAUUCUUUGCACCUGAAUCUGGUUCAAAACUUGUAGAAGAAAAUGAGCCAAUGGAUCUGGCUGAGCCUAUUACUACCAAUUCUGAUAAAGAAAAUGUAGAUUCCUAUGUUAAGAGAAUUAUUAUUCCUGAAACUGAAGAAUUUGAAGAAGAUGAUCUUUCAAAAGUACAAGGAGAACUAGAUAAAGAUAGUGGUUAUAAAGGUUCCAGUGUUGAGAGGGAACUAAGUGUUUCAACUAUGAGUUGUGAUGAUUCUAUUAGCGAAAAAAAACCUCUACAAUCAGUGGAUAACGUUACAUUGCAAAAUAUUGAUAGUCUGAAAGUUGAAUUUAACGAAGACUCAAUGAGGGUAGAAAGUUCUGAAUAUAUGAAAACAGAUGAGGAUGACAUGGAGUUUUCAAUAACUAGGCAAGUUUUUACAGAAACUAGAUCAAGUAUGUUCAAGUAUGAAAAUCCAGUAAAAGAUAAAAGACUGAAAAGAGAUAAUGAAUCACAAAAUAUUCAAAGAUUAUCUCAAUCAUCGCAAGGAACUUCAAGUCGACGUGGCGCCAAGACUAACUCAAAAAAGACUGCAAUCAUUCAGGGUCAACAGAGUUUAUUAAAUAUGUUUGGUUUUCAAAAAAAGAAUGCUCUUCAGCACUAACAAAAAAUGCAAUUAAUAUUCAAUUAAAAAAACAUAACACAGUAUUAAAAGACUUUCCCUGCUAGCUAGGGUACAUAAGUAUAAGACAUUUAGUUUUGUUGUACUAAAUUUGUGUCAAUUAAUGUUAUGAUAUUUCUUCUUUGAGGUGCCAAUUGUGCUAUGAUGUAAAUAAACACUUGUACAUACAUAUUUUUUUCAAUCAUGUA